Molecule: messenger RNA, 3555 nt
Organism: Punctularia strigosozonata HHB-11173 SS5
Lineage: Eukaryota; Fungi; Basidiomycota; Agaricomycetes; Corticiales; Punctulariaceae
Exons: 4
Coding region: 217-3258 (1013 amino acids)
Biological process (GO): establishment or maintenance of cell polarity; ubiquitin-dependent protein catabolic process
Cellular component (GO): MUB1-RAD6-UBR2 ubiquitin ligase complex
Source: RefSeq, a predicted model, not a curated record
GUUCCGUUCAUCAUCACCGAUCAGGCUAAUCUCCAUUACCUCUUUCCGACGCUCUUCACACUCUCCUCGUGGUUGUCGUCGCAAUCGCGACCGCCCACCAACACGUCUUGCGACAUCAAGUCCGAGCGGAGCCGGAUCCCGAACCUCGUUCCCCAGAUCACUUGCGGGUGUUGACAUAAAGAGGAACGUUCAAGCUAAUCGGCUGCGCGUGAAGCGAUGCGUGAAUCCAACUUCGCGUUCCCUGUGCAGAACAGGGCGUGUGUAUGCAUAUCAUCUCAACUUUAUGAUCGACGAGCGCUCGAUACGACUUCGCCACUACCUCUGUUCAAUUCCUUGUCUCAUCUCACCUACCUCACCUCCACAUCCCCUCGUAUACGGGAGAUCAUGACCGUUGACGGAGGCCUGGAGCGACUUGUGCAUCUUCUCCUUGACUUUACACUUUCACCGCCACCACCGACGAACCCUUCCCUAAUCUAUGGACUCUCGCUGGCAACCGCCACCACCCCUCCACGGCAACCUGUCCUGAACCCAAGCUCGUACGACAAACACGCUGCAUACCGGUUCUCCCUAGCUUUCCAAUGCGUGGUCAAUAUCGGGGUCAGAGGCAGCGAACCUAUCCGUCAGCGUGUGGUGCAGGCUGGGACGCUGGAUGUCGUCGGGCGAAUACUCGAAGCUUGGUUGGCUAGCAAGGGCUUUGCUGUCGGGCCCGGCAUAGUUGGCAAUGGAAGGGAGACGCGAAAUCAGAGACAAGCUCGAAGGCAGCAACAGCUUGAACAACGUCAAAGGGAGCAGGCUGUGGCGUUGGCGCGCGCUUUGCAGAGGGAAGUUGCUCUGACGUAUGAAAGAAUCUCGAUGCAGGGUGGUGUAGCAGCCCCGGUGGAGAGCGAGACUAUCAUUAUAUCGCCUAGGGUGGAAGAACCUUUAUCCUCAGCAUCAUCUGGUACAACGUCAGGCGUUACAUCCGAUGCUGAGACUCCGAAUGGAUCGAGCACACCCACUGGCUCCGUGGAAGUGUUUACACGCGACAGGAGCGGUACCAUCCUAGCCCGCCCUGUAUGGGAUCAACCACCGAACAACGCCGUGACACGGAACAUGCCCCCGAUGCAAGCCGUAGCUCGUGCAACGAGCCGUGCCAACACCAUCCGGGCCUCAGCCUCGAACACUCGUCGCGCACUUCCUCAUCGGAUGCGGGAUAGCAGCGGCGGGCCCUCGGCGGGAUCGCGGCCUGAUCCCGACGUCGAAGAAGAUGGCGAUGUUGAGAUGUCAGACCAAUCCCGCGUGGUCUCUGACAGUGAAGUCGACCCGGAGACGUCCCGGGAUCCCAGCCCGAACCCAGAGGCGGGGCCAGAUCGCACCCGAGUACCCAUUUCCCCUCAGCACGUUCGUCGUGCCGUCGGAAUCGUCAACGAUACAGCCGCAUCGGAGCUGGAGAUGAAUCUCGACCCGGACGCUCAUAUCAUUAUCACGGCCGGCGAAGGAGGAGUAGGGGUUGGAGUUGAAGAGGGCAUCGUCAGCCUGGAACAGAACGACGACUUCGCCCUGGGAGCGCCUCCUGGGGCCCCUGGGGCGAUAGAGAUGGGGACACAGACGACUCGAACGCAAACGCCGGAAGUAAUGAGCGAACCUGAGGUUGAGGUCGCUACGACCCCUGCCGAUGGAGGAGAUGGCCGAAGGAUGGCAACGGACGCGACCCCUCGUGCUGUCCCUAUCGCUCUUCCGGGUAGCGUUCCGCCUCUCCCCGCUACAGCAGGCGAAGCAAACACCUCCCUUUCCACUCCGUCACGGAUGCAUACAGUACACCUCAGCGACGCCGGCACUACGACUACUAAUGCCACUAUUGACGCGACACCCACAUCCACCACCACUACCGUUAACCGCUCUCCCGUCCUGAAUAACGCCGCCGCCGCCAACAUGACCACCGGUCCUGGAACCGGGACGAACACCACAGCUACCGCGACACCACAUAACCACCCACAUCACCAUCACCACCGGGAGUCCGACGGACCCUACCGUGACGAAGAUGUUCUCCUUAGUUUGCAACUCCUUGCCUACCUCAGCAAAUACCCUCAUGUACGCCAGGCGUUUUACAAGCCGCGCGUCGCCUUCCACCCGGCCACCGCCGGGCAGGUGAACCCACCAGAAUCUGCAGCGCAGCCCAGUAAGGCUGCUGUCUUCACAGGCAAAGACGGGCAGACGACGACUCAGGGCUCUGGCUUCUUCAAGGCGUUCAGGUCUGAGACGAAAAACAAGGGCAAAGCGGCGGCGACUGCCGCCUCUGCUGCAGCCAACCCCGCUUCCGGUGGGGCGGUAUCGUCGCAGGCCCAGGCUUCGUCAUCUGCGCCUCCCCGUAUGACCAACGUUUUCGCACUGGUGGAGCGAUUUACCUUCCGGCCGAGCUCGAUAGAGACCGAAUCUCCUAAUCCACCGCCCAUGUUACCAGCCGAGAUUCAGUACUGGGCUGGGGUCAUCAUGCGUAACGCGUGCAGGAAGGACGAGAGUCGGGGUGGCAUUCGUCAAUGCGCCAACAUGCUUUGUGGACGGUGGGAGAGCUAUCCUCGAGAAUUCGCUAAGUGCCGGCGGUGUCGGAAGGCGAAAUACUGCGGGAAGGAGUGCCAGAGCACGGCGUGGAGCGAGGGUCACCGCUUCUGGUGCAGCGCCAAGGACGGAGACGAAGACCCACACCACAACGGCAAUACUGAGCCGGGUGAGGAUGGUCGGGACGGGGCUCGACGAGGUCGGGGACAUGAAGGAGAGAGCACGCGCAGCGUUCGAUCCGACGUGACAGUCACCACUGGUGCACGUAGUAGGGAGGUUACAGCUACGAAUGCGGGCACGCAGACGACGACUGCCGGAACUGCCAGGGACACCCGUCGACAAGCAGCGCAACCCCCUCUGCUGCCUGGCCAAACCCCAGCGGCCAUCGCCGCCGCUUUUCGAACAAUGGGGAAUCCUAACGUAAUGCUUGGCGACUGGCCGAGGAGAGGCAUGACUCCUGAAGACGCGCUGCGCCGAGCAAUGAUGCAACUCGCACCUCGGCGUGGCGAUUUGGAUGGUGCGCCCACCCAGGACAACACCACCCCUGCCAUAAGACAAGAGGUUGCUAUGCAGAUUGAGACUACUCGAACGAUCACUGGCACUCCGGAGAUGGACCAGGACGGCGAUGAUGGUGUUACGUUUCGGGCGGCGAACAUGGUGGUGGAGGAGGACUCUGUAGCGGCAGCCUUCUCUCCCUCCGACGACGCGAUGAUGCUCGAUUGAGUAUGGUGGACACGUCCCUUCCCUGCCGCUCCUUCAUAAGAUGAUUUAAUGUUUCCUAUAUUUCAGACAUUUUCUCUUGACUUCUCUGGAUACACCGCACGCUCUCUCGUCAUUCAACACCUACACCCAUGACCAUCCUUGUCCACCCUCUCGCACAUACUCUGCGGUCAACUCGCACAACCUCCUGCUACCCAUUUCGCUCGCUAGGGCUAUCUGAUUGACAUAGUUUCACAUGUUCUCGCAAUGUUCCAUAGCAUGUCUAUAAUCCGAACCAAGCGCAAUACAUAUCAUCCCGAG